GGGGCGCGGCGCGGGGGCGUCACUUCCGGGCGGCGCGCGAUGCUGGCGGCGGCGGGCGGCUCCGGGCCCGGCGGGGCGGGAGGCUCCGGGCCCGGGCCGGGCCCCGGCGGCGGCGGGGACGGGGACUUCCUGUCGCGGUACCGGCUGGUGUCGGCCAAGCUGCGGCGGCGGUUCCUGCGGAAGCCGAACGUGGCGGAGGCGGCGGAGCAGUUCGCGGCGCUGGCGCGGGAGCUGCGCGCCCAGGAGAGCCUGCCCUACGCGGCCUGGUGCCAGCUGGCGGUAGCGCGCUGCGCGCAGAGCCUCUUCCACGGCCCCGCCGAGGCGGCGGCGCUGGGCGAGGCGGCGCGGCUCUUCCUGCGCCAGGAGCGGGACCUGCGGCAGCGCCUGGCGCUGCGCGGCGGCUUCGGCGAGCACCUGGCGGCGGCGCAGAGCUGCGGGGCCUUCGCCGCCCGCCUGCACCUGGAGCGCGGGCAGCCGGCGCUGGCGGCCGGGCUGUGCCUGGAGUUGGCGGCGGCGCUGCGAGACACCGGCCGGCCCGCCCGCGCCGCCGCGCACUUCCAGCGGGCCGCCGAGCUGCUGGCGGCGGCGCGGCUGCCGCUCGAGGCGCUGCACUGCCUGGCCGAGCGCGCCUCCUGCCUGCUGCUGGGCCGUGACUACGCCGGGGCCCUGGCGGCGCUGACGCGGGCGCAGGCGCUCGCCGGGGCCGGGGUCGGGCCCGGGGGGACAGCGCCCGGCGGCGCUUUCCUGGACGCGCUGGUGCGCUGCGAGGUGUCGCGGGUGCUGCUGCUGCUGCUCCUGCAGCCGCCGCCCGGCAAGCUGCCGCCCGAGCACGCCCGCACGCUGGAGCAGUACUGCUGGGAGGCGCCGGAGGGCGGCUCGGCGGGCGGCGGACUGCCGGCGGCGGCGAGCUACCUGCCGGCGGAGCUGUUCCUGCUGCUGCAGUCCGCCGUGCUGGCCUGCCAGGAGAAGGACGCGGCGGCGCUGCAGGCGCUGCAGGCCGAGCUGUGGCCGCUGCUGAGCGCCGAGCAGAACCACCUGCUGCACCUGGUGCUGCACGACAUGCUCAGCCCCGCGGGGCAGGGGCUCUGAGCACCGCCGGGACGCUGAAUCCUGCCGCUGCGCCUCCUGCCGCCUCGG
Molecule: messenger RNA, 1137 nt
Organism: Oxyura jamaicensis (ruddy duck)
Lineage: Eukaryota; Metazoa; Chordata; Aves; Anseriformes; Anatidae
Product: 40-kDa huntingtin-associated protein-like
Exons: 2
Coding region: 40-1089 (349 amino acids)
Biological process (GO): vesicle cytoskeletal trafficking
Cellular component (GO): early endosome
Molecular function (GO): protein binding
Source: RefSeq, a predicted model, not a curated record